Grammomys surdaster is the source of this 1101-nucleotide messenger RNA. RefSeq names its product leucine rich repeat containing 74B (gene Lrrc74b). The record is from RefSeq and is a predicted model, not a curated record. The transcript is spliced from 9 exons. Bases 1 to 1101 code for a protein of 366 amino acids. Gene Ontology annotation, molecular function: protein binding. NCBI's taxonomy places the organism in Eukaryota, Metazoa, Chordata, Mammalia, Rodentia, Muridae.
AUGAAGGGUCUCUGUGAGGAAGUUAAGAAGAAUGAAGAUCAAGAGGGAGAAACUGCAGCCACUGGGCCUCAGGCAGAGACCCUGGAGGCCAAGAAGCCCUGGACUGCAGAUUCACACUCUGCUCUGGAAACAGAAGGCACUCAUGGACUUGGAGAACCAGGCAUGGCUACCCUCUAUCUGGAGUCUUGCCAGGCCAACAGUGUUGUGCCUGUUUCUCGUCUUCUGCGCCAAGGGAGUGCCUCCAAAUUGAACCUUCGGCACCGUGGCCUGGGGCCCCAGGGGGCCCGGGCUUUGGCUUCCGUGUUGACCUCUAAUCUGUACAUCAAGCGUCUGGAUCUUCGGGACAAUGGGCUCUGUGCUGCUGGAGCAGAGGCUUUGGCUGAUGUCCUGCGUAAGAACAGCAUUAUCUCUGAUGUGGACCUGUCAGAGAAUCAGUUUGGAGCUGCAGGGCUCCAAGCGAUCUGCACUGCCCUUGCCUUAAACCCAACUGUUCAGAAGAUCCAGCUGCAAGGGAACAGGCUGGAGGAACAGGCAGCCCAGCACCUCGCUGCUCUUCUGCUGUGUCACACGGGACUGAAAUCUCUAGACCUCAGCUAUAAUCAGCUCAAUGACCUGGCAGGAGAGACACUUGGACCUGCCGUGGCAGAAAACACAGGACUCACAGAGCUUAACCUGAGUUGGAAUCACCUUCGAGGCCUGGGAGCCAUUGCGUUUGCCAGAGGCCUGGAGGCAAAUAUAUUCUUGAAGGUCCUAGACAUCUCUCAUAACGGCUUUGGAGACUCUGGUGCCUGUGCGAUAGGUGAGGCCCUCAAGGCCAACAAUGUGUUAGAAGAACUAAAUAUGAGAAACAACCGAAUCUCCAUGUCAGGAGCCCUGAAGUUGGGGUUGGGUCUGCAAGUCAACCAGACGCUGCGGAUUCUUAUUAUUUCCAAGAAUCCUAUUCGCUGUGACGGCUGUGUCGGCAUCCUUAAGUCUGUCCGGAACAACAGAUGGUCUGCCCUACAACUACUGGAUGUGUCUGACAUCCAAGUAAGCAGAGAGUGUGAUGACCUCGCCAACUCCAUGAAAGAAAUUCUUCCAGGACUCUGUAUAAAGCGUUAA